UAUAAAUGUCAUCAUGCCUGUCAAUAAGAAAGCCAUGAUGGAUGUGUACAUCAAUCAACUAUUUACUGCAGUUUAUGAAUUCACAUUUGAAAGACUUGCUACAAGAAAUGAAGGUGGAAUAAAAUUGGAAGCAUCAGUACCUUGCACGAAGGACAAUAAUGUCCUCACUGACCAACAUGCUGAUGAAAUCUGUAAGGAUAUUUGGACAUUUCUAGGGCAACUCAAAGGACUUAUGGGACAGAUUGCAAUUCUCCAUUCUCCACUGAUCCCAGAUGUAUUCCUUCAUGGCUUUACAACAAGAUGUGGUGGCAUAUCCUAUAUACCAAGCCUCAGUUCCUUGAACCUUUUCAGCAGCUUUAAACGUAGAGAUCCAAAGGCUGUGAUUAAUGAGAAUAUACGGCGCUUGGCCACAACUGCAGGAUUUAACCCCAAAAUCUACUACCUCGCAAAGGUAAACCAUGGAAACACCAUCUGGACUAUGGGGAGACCGGAGCCAGCGAACUAUGAUGGAAUUGUGACCAACCAGAAAGGAGUCACCAUAGCAGCACCAGGAGCUGACUGCAUCCCUUUGAUCUUUGCUGAUCCUGUCCAAAUAGCAUGUGGAGCAGCUCAUGCAGGUUGGAGAGGUACUCUGGCUGGAGUGGCUAUAGCUACAGUAAACACAAUGAUGACUGAGUUUGCCUGCAGUAUGAAGGAUAUUCGAGUGGUGAUGGGACCUUGUGUGGGCGAGUGCUGCUUUACACUGCACCAAGAGGCAGCUGAAGAAUUUAUCAAGAUAGACUCGAGCUGCGUGAGAAACACAGAUGGAUCCAAACCUCAUGUGAAUCUUAGACAAGCAACCAGAGUGUUGCUGGAACGUGAAGGGAUUUUAUCAGAAAAUAUAUGUGAUGUUUCCACUUUUAAUCCAAGCAACAAAGGUACUCUUUGUACUGCUUGUCAGCCUGAUAUGUUCUUUUCACACACUCGGGAUGGGCAAAACUUUGGAACCCAAAUUGGAUUCAUAUCUGUCAGAGACUAAAAGCAAAUAUCCAAACUCGUAGAGUGCCUUCUAUUGGUGUCCAAUGGUGCCACCUGCUGGUACCUAUUCUCUUCUAUAAGGUGAAUAGCUGAGUGGAAUAUUACCUGAAAACUAUUUUCUCUUUGGUGCAUCAAUUGCUAUUUGCUACUUGCUUUUUCAACAGAAGGAAUUCCUCCAAGCUGACUUUGUGAAUCCUGAUAGCAAAGGUGUUUUUCUAACAAUAGUUUCACAAUGAUCUUUAAUAAUGCAUUUAAGCGCAUUUAAGUGCUCUGAGAUGCCGUCCGGCGUAGAUGGCGCUAUAUAAAUCCAAGUUAUUGUUGUUGUAACAAAAGCAAAUUAUUUUCUAUUUUUGGAUACAAUAUGGCACCUAGGUUUUGCACACAUCUUUCAGUGAAGUACGAUGCAUAUUAUGUGAGAAAAACUUUGAAGAUUAAUUUUAUCAUAAUUUUUACAUUUUGUUUUUUUUAUAUACAAAAUGUGUCCUGGCCAACAAUCAAUAAAUGUUGUCAUUCACUCUA
Callorhinchus milii (elephant shark) is the source of this 1536-nucleotide messenger RNA. RefSeq names its product laccase (multicopper oxidoreductase) domain containing 1 (gene lacc1). Gene Ontology annotation, molecular function: copper ion binding. Bases 14 to 1018 code for a protein of 334 amino acids. Lineage: Eukaryota; Metazoa; Chordata; Chondrichthyes; Chimaeriformes; Callorhinchidae. The transcript is spliced from 6 exons. The record is from RefSeq and is a predicted model, not a curated record.